AUGGAGAACUUUAACAGUCGGCGCUCGACGGCGCUCAGCCUGGAUGGCAUGGUGGCUUCCACCCAGCCUCUGGCCAAUCGCAUCGGGCAAAGGAUUCUAGCCCAAGGUGGCAAUGCCGCCGACGCGGCUGUUGCCAUGGCGGCAGCCCUCAACGUCACGGAACCCUGUUCUACCGGCAUUGGAGGCGACUGUUUCUGUCUCUAUUUCGAUGCCACCACCAAAAAGGUGCAUGGUCUCAAUGGAUCCGGACGCACUUCAGCCAACACGACCCUGGAGGCUGUUCGAGCCAGCGGCAUCGCUGGUGAUAAGCUCCCCUGGGACCAUGCUCUCACCGUCACCGUGCCCGGAGCGGCGGCCGGCUGGGUCGAUACCAUCGAGCACUUUGGUACCAUGACCAUGCAGCAGGUGCUUCAACCAGCCAUCGAUCUAGCCCGCCAGGGUGCCCCCAUCCAUCAUGUUGCUGCUCGAAGCUGGGCGGGAGCUCAAGCCAGUGCUUUGCAAAGCUCGGCCAACCCGGGUGGCCAGGCCAUGCUCCUACAAGGCCAGCCUCCCGCCGAAGGUCAGGUAAUGGUCAUGCCCGAACUGGCCGCCACCUUUGAACUGCUUGCCAGCAAAGGCAAAAGUGGCUUCUAUCAGGGCCGUAUUGCUCAAGCCAUCGUCGACUGUGUGCAAGAGCAUGGUGGGAUCUUGACCCUGGAAGACCUUGAACAACACCGGAGCACCUUGGAUGACCCUCUUUACGUUGAUUACGCUGGAGUGCGACUAUGGGAGAUGCCGCCCAACGGCCAAGGCUUGACCGCGCUUCUGGCUCUCAAUAUUCUUGAGCACAUUCCGGGUUUUGAAUCCCUUGAGAUCAACUCGACACAGUAUCUGCAUUUUGUUAUUGAAGCCGUUCGCUUGGCCUUUGCUGACACCACCUUUUACGUCGCCGAUCCAGCCGUGAGCGCCGUCCCGAUCGCAGAGCUCCUGUCCGAGUCAUAUGCUGCUCAGCGUGCCAAGCUCAUCCGGCCUGACGUGGCCAUGGCCGAGCCCGAUCGCGGUUCCCCUGUCAAUUCUUGUGACACGGUCUUGCUCACGGUGACGGACAAGGCGGGCAAUGCAUGUUCCUUUAUCAAUUCCAAUUACAUGGGGUUUGGAUCUUGCCUCGUGCCCACUGGUUGCGGCUUUACGCUCCAAAAUCGAGGCGCCAAUUUUGUUCUUCAAUCUGGCCACCCCAACUGCAUUGGCCCCAGAAAGCGACCGUACCACACCAUCAUCCCGGGCUUGGUCACAAACGCCGACUCGGGCGAGCUUUACAUGACCUUUGGCGUUAUGGGCGGCUUUAUGCAACCGCAAGGCCACGUCCAGGUGUUGUUGAACCUCAUUCAGCACGGGCUCUCCCCGCAAGCCGCCUUGGAUGCGCCUCGCUUUUGUGUCGGACCGGGCCACGAAGGCGCUGCUGGCGGAGUGGCGUUGGAGGAAGGCAUCUCGGCGCAAGUGCAGGCUGAACUUGCGGCCAUGGGCCAUGAAGUAGAACUCUUGACUGGCUACGAUCGUUCUCGCUUUGGACGCGGUCAAGUCAUCCGCCAGGAGAUGCAAGCUGCGUCCGACGGCACAACACGUCGGGUGUGGGCAGCGGGCAGUGAUCCCCGAGGCGACGGCGCUGCCGUUCCUGCCUAGGUCUAGGCACGCAAGGCUUGAUAUGACAUCUUGAAUUUACUCAAUGUUGC
Messenger RNA from Monosiga brevicollis MX1, 1709 nucleotides. RefSeq lists its product as uncharacterized. Bases 1 to 1659 code for a protein of 552 amino acids. Lineage: Eukaryota; Choanoflagellata; Craspedida; Salpingoecidae. The transcript has 11 exons. The record is from RefSeq and is a predicted model, not a curated record.